AUGGCUACCCCUAGUGUCCUUACUUUUGAUGCUGAGGGCCGUGCCGUUGACUUUGAGGUCUGGGUCGAUGACCUUCAGCUGUUUCUCCAGUGCGAUAGGGCAGACGGACUCUCUCUGUUCGAUCUCACCUCUGGUGUCUCUCCUGCCCCGCCUGCCACUGCUGACAGCACUGUUCGCUCACAGUGGGCCACACGCGAUGCUGCUGCUCGCCUUGCUGUGCGUCGCCACUUACCGACCACUGAGCGUGCACACUUUAGCCAGUACAAGAGUGCUCAGACCUUGUACGACGCUGUAGUUGCACGCUACUCUUCCCCUGCCACUGCUGCAUUGAGCCGCCUCAUGCUACCGUACCUCUUCCCUGACCUUGCUGCCUUUCCCACAGUCGCUGACCUCAUUACGCACCUCCGCACUAGUGACACUCGCUACCGCGCUGCGCUUUCUGCUGAUUUUUGCGCCAAGAACCCCCCCCCCCCCAUGUACAUCACCCUCUACUACAUAGUCACCCGGCUCCCUGACUCUCUUCGCGUAGUCAGGGACCACUUCCUCUCAGUUUGCCCCACCACUCUCACCGUUGACCUCCUCGAGAAGGGCCUCCUAGCAGCAAAGAAGAGCAUAGUCGCUGUAGGAGCCUCUCGUGGUGACCCUUGCACCCCCGUCUUUGAGGGGUGUACCCCCUCCCCCCUCUUGCCCUCUGUUGCUUCUGCUGCUGCGGUCGACCUCGUUGGUUUCGAGUCGAUCGGCGCUGCGUCUGCCCCUAGCGGGAGACGCCGCACCGGCAAGGGCAAGGGGGGCAAGGGCACUGGAGGGGCUGGCGGGGGCGGUGGAGGUGGUGGUGGAGGUAGUAGAGGGGGUGGGGGUGGUGGUGGGAGUGGUGGCGGGGGUGGCGGCGGCAGCGGCAGCAGUGGAGGCGGAGGAGGCGGCGGUGGUGGAGGAGGGAGCGGAGGCGGCGGAGGUGGCGGAGGAGGCGGCGGAGGCGGCGGCGGCAGCAGUGGACCUGGUCGCGGCUCUGCGCAGAGGAGUGGCUCCGGUGGUGUCGGCCGGUUGUAG
Closterium sp. NIES-65 is the source of this 1047-nucleotide messenger RNA. NCBI's taxonomy places the organism in Eukaryota, Viridiplantae, Streptophyta, Zygnematophyceae, Desmidiales, Closteriaceae. The record is from the annotation of a GenBank genome assembly.